Messenger RNA from Heterobasidion irregulare TC 32-1, 642 nucleotides. RefSeq lists its product as uncharacterized. The transcript is spliced from 4 exons. The coding region runs from base 1 to 642 and encodes 213 amino acids. NCBI's taxonomy places the organism in Eukaryota, Fungi, Basidiomycota, Agaricomycetes, Russulales, Bondarzewiaceae. The record is from RefSeq and is a predicted model, not a curated record.
AUGGCUGAGGUUGCCCCCCUUCCUGCUGCUCUCCCUCUCCCGGACAUCGCAAAUGUCGCACAUGCAUAUGAACUACAAGCCCAGGCGAGCACUAUGCAAGCCGAGGCCAGUACAAUCCUUUCCCAGAAUGCUGCGCUGCUUCCCAAUAUCCCUGCCGUAAAUGAAGUCAACAUUCUUCAACAAAUUCUUGCCUCUAUCAAUGAAAUCAACGGGCGCUUGAACACAACGAAUGGACGCUUGGGCACAAUCGAAGGACGCUUGACCACAAUGGAAGGACGCUUGACCACAAUGGAAGGACGCUUGACCACAAUGGAAGGACAGCUGAACAAUGUUCGCGCAGAUGUUGAGACCGUUCGAGCAGAUGUUCAGCAAGUCCGACAAGACUUGAGAUACGAGUCCGAAUGCACCAUCAUCCGUUCCCAUAACAUACAGCAGGCGCGUAAUGGGCCCUUGAUCCCGCUACCUCAUCGCCCUGGUUGCCCUGCCUAUCAAGCGGGUGAAUUCCCCGCAAAUGAAUCGGCGCUGCCCGGUUUACCUGUUGCAGCUGCAAACCAUCUCUUGGCCGCCUAUGGACUGCCCACCGCUGGGAACAUUCAAGAAAAGAGGGAAAGGCUUGCUCGAUUCCUUGGCCGUCAACUCUAA